Molecule: messenger RNA, 2376 nt
Organism: Hippocampus comes (tiger tail seahorse)
Lineage: Eukaryota; Metazoa; Chordata; Actinopteri; Syngnathiformes; Syngnathidae
Exons: 2
Coding region: 560-1678 (372 amino acids)
Biological process (GO): protein polyubiquitination; SCF-dependent proteasomal ubiquitin-dependent protein catabolic process
Cellular component (GO): SCF ubiquitin ligase complex
Molecular function (GO): protein binding
Source: RefSeq, a predicted model, not a curated record
AACACGUUAACAUAAAACAAUAAUACUAUCGUAUCAAUGAUUCCUGCAUUUGCCUUGCUGUUUGAAGCUCAAACAAGAAGCUGUAAUGUCCUUUGAGGAAUACAGAGAUUGGUUCAAUUCUCCCAUCCCAUUUCGAUCGGCUUCAAUUCCAAUCGCUGAAUCUCAGUCUCCAAUAUGAAAAAUCAUGUUUGCCACCCUUGAGAAUUGCUCAGAAUUACACCAUCCUCAAGGAUAGCACAGAAAACUGCAAAAGCUUUUCAGUCAUCAUUGUGUCUGCAGUCAUGUCCAUUCAAAAUUGAUUUGACUUCAAAUAUCUGUCGACCAGCACUCCAUAAGCUGAGUUAUUCAUGUGAUAAAACACCCUUUGUUACAAUCUAGAUAGGCCUUUCAAAAGAAGAUUUAUUUAUUUUCCUGCAGCCAAAAAAUGUAAUCCUUCCUGACUUUACUUUGUCAUUGCUUACUUUAAGCCAAAGAGACAGAUUUAUGGCAAAGCCAGACCACAAGACUUCCCGGUGGAGAUUCUGACACCCACCAUCAGCCACCGUUCUGACCAAUCAACAUGUCUCCGCGGAAAAGACCCUUGGUUCCUGUAAGCAACCGUCGCAAAACAGAGGACGACUACUUCCCUUUCCACUUCCUGCCUGUGGAGUGCCAGCUCCAUGUGUUGUCUUUCCUGAAUGAGGUGGAUAAAUGUAGCUGUGCUCUGGUUUGCUUGAGCUGGAGUUGCCUUGUUCGUUCCUGGAAGCUGUGGCGGGUUGCUGACUAUUCCCGUCGCGGCGUCUUCCACCUGGGGCAAGAGGGGCUGCUCGUGUCCAAUCGCGAGUUUGAGAGGUGGAAAUCCUGGGUUCACCUCUACACGCACCAUCUCAUCUCACGCCGAGCCAGCCUUCUCACUCUGAAGGCCAGCUUUGAUUUGGGGGAUCGCUGUAAUAAGUGGGGUGACCUGCUCUGCCACCUGUUGGAUAAUGUCCACUGCAGGGAUCUCAGUCACCUUGACCUCAACUGGACGUUUACGCAUCUUGAACCUCUGGAUCUCAGGGUGCAUUCUAGCUCCAGUUCCCACCAGGACAGCAUUACUAAGAUGGACCAGGUGACCAAUUUCCAGGAGCUGUUGACCAAACUCACCCAGAGUUGUCCUCGUAUCACCAAGAUGAGGUUACACUUUGACUGGUCAGAUUUGUCUGUGUCGCUGCUCACUCAGUUCCAGCAGCUCAAAGUCCUUGAGCUGAAGUACUUCUGGGUUUUCAAAGGAUUGACUCCAUCCACACUGCAGACCCUAACAACAUCCCUUCCCAACCUAAAAUCUCUCACCUUACAUAUCCUGGUGCCGCUGAGGAACUUGGGUAUUUCUUACACACUGGAGUCGCUUUCUUUGGAGUUCUUGGACGUGUCACCGAGCAGAGGCCUGGUCUUCUCUUGUCUAAAGCUGCCCGCUCUGCGUGAGCUCAGAGCCAAGAAGAUCGUUCGCGGCAUCACAUUGGACAGGCGUACCAGGCUGAGGAUCCAGAGUCGAUGGCCCUGCUUGUACCAUGUCCUUCGAGAAGGAACGCCAAGGCUCCAGGCCCUCAACAAUGAGAGACUCCUUCCUACUUGGAGAGAGAAGAGCUAUGGGGAACUCUCGGCCAUCCUGGAUGGUUCUUGUUAUUGUGUCCAGCAUCUAGACAGCUGGCUUUGGUAACCAACCAAAUCUGUGAAUGUAGUUUUAUUUCUCAAGGAUUGUUUUACUCCGUUUAUUCAGAGGGACACAAAUAAGAGGCAUAAGAAAAGUGACAUUCAUAUGAUAAAGUCGGCCAUUUCCGCAUACAGUAUUCCCAAAAUCUCCUGCCGUUUGUUUGCACAGCCCCAUAAAAGGUUUUCAGUAAGCAGUGAGUUGAAAGCCUUUCAGUCAGUUCAAAAAACAAAGGGCGCCCUUCAAAUGAGAACAGGGACAUGUAAGAUGUUUCCAUGAUGGCGAUCACAAAUGUACACACACACACACACGAACACACAUUCAGUUUUCAAAGAUGUCAAUGUUGAUUUUAAGGAAGAAAAGGUCUGGACCAAAAACAGUGAAACACGAAAAUGAAUGCUUAAAAUACGAUUACGUUGUACAAACCCAAUUCCAUUGAAUUUGGAAUGUUGUGUUAAACAUAAACAAAACCAGAAUACAAUAAUCGGCAAGUCAUUUUCAACCGAUAUAUAUAAUUGAAUACACUACAAAGACACAAUUGUUUAAUGUUCAAACUCAUAGACUUUGUUGUUUUCAGCAAAUAAUGAUUCAUUUAGAGUUCCGGCUGUAACGCUUUCCAAAAACGCUGGGACUUGGUCAUGUUUACCACGAUAUUGCAUCACAUUUUCUUUUUAGAUUCUUUAAAGUUUGGGAACAAAGGACACUAA